ACGAGAUGCGCCAGUGGAACAAUAGUAUAUAUAUCUGUAUCCCAGUCGCUUCGAAAAAUUCAUUUCAUCACUAAAGCAUUCAAUCAACUACCAUUUCAUACAAACAAACAUCAUCUUUACUCUCAUCCCUCAGCAACACGAUCCCCUUAGUACCCAAGGACCAAAACAACCAAAACAUGCCUGCUCAGCGCUUCAAGGCAAUCAUCGUCGGAGGUGGUCCAGUUGGCCUCACAGCUGCUCAUGCUCUAUCCCGCGCAAACAUUGACUUCAUUCUUCUUGAACGUCGCUCAAGCGCUGUCAUCGACGCUGGCUCCAACCUCGUCCUCAACCCCAUGGGUCUUCGCGCUCUUGAUCAACUCGGUCUCGCAGCUCCUCUUGAACAAGUCAGCUCCCCUCUUGGUCUGAUCAGCCGUCAAGAUCACCAGGGGCGCGACAUUGGCGACGCGUACUGGUUCAUUCUGUUUAACAAACUCUUGGGAACUUUUCCCCGUGUUGUCAGCCGUCAUGACCUCACCAAAGUACUCUACGACUCCUUCACUCCCCUCCAGAAGAGCCAGAUCCUCACCGACAAGAAAGUCGCCGACAUCAUCCCCAGCGAAACCGGCGUCAAAGUCUCCUGUGACGACGGAACAUCUUAUGAGGGUUCCAUCGUCAUCGGAGCAGAUGGCGCUCACAGCUAUGUCCGAAACAAGAUGCGAAACCUUGCUGAAAAUGCCGACUCUGAUGAGAUCAAUGACGAAAAGCCCUUCCUGACCACAUUUCGAGCUCUCUGGCUCCGCAUGCCUACCAAGUUCGCGGGUAUCGAGCCUGGCACUACCUGUGAGACUCACGGUCCUGGUGCAGCGACACAGCUCUUUGCGGGUGAAGAUUCUUCGGUGAUGGGCCUUUAUGAGAAGUUGGAUGCGCCUACUCGCGAUCGGGUGCGAUACACCGAGAAGGAUCAAAUCGAUCUUGUUGAGCGAUGGGGACACAUUCCUCUGGUGCCCGGAGGCAGACUCACCCUCAAGGAGGCCUUCGAAGCUCGCACACAGUCUGGUCUUGUCAGUCUCGAAGAAGGUGUCGUCAACCACUGGAGCUGGGGCGGUCGUGUCGUUCUCGCAGGCGACUCAGCACACAAGUUCACCCCCAGCACAGGGGCAGGCUGCAACAAUGGCCUCAUCGACGUCGUUGCACUGGUCAACCAGCUGUACGCCCUUCGCCAGCAAACACCUUCCCCAACUCACGCUCAACUCGCGACCGCCUUUCAGUCGUACCAAACUUCACGCAUGGAUGCCGUUGUCGAAGCUUGCCGGGGCUCGGGUCAAGCCACUUCCAGUGCCACUUGGCAGACUGGCGUGUUCAAGUUCAUUGACAAGCACAUCAUUGGCAUCACUGCCAUACAAAACAUGCUGUUUGGUCUGGGUGCUCCCAAGAUGGCGCAGUCGCCUAAGUUGACGUUCAUCAAGGGGCCGGAGAGACAUGUUGGCAAGAUUGCUUGGACAGAGCCGCAGGAAAACAAGGUUUAUUGAGGGGGUUUGGACACAAGAAUGGUUUCUUUGACUUGUACUUGUAAUCUUCAAUGGAAUGCAACGACCGUUUCGAGUGACGAAUGUGACAACUUGAUAUGCCCAGCAAGAGGAACUGGAGCCGCAGGUCUAACCCCCCCUGGCGACUUGAAUUCUCAAGCUGUCAAGGUAGAAGUCCCUUGGCUCAAGGUCUCGUCAUCUGCGACUUGCAAUCGUGUCUGGGUACUGCUUGUCAGCCGCGUCCAUGCGUCGUCGAAUGUUGUCGAAUGAUAGAGAGUGAGAUACUGAUUAGCAUUGACACAGAUGCGUCAUAAAAAAAGAAUCAAAAUUUGCCAACGGCGCACACCAACGUUGACGAACAGAGAUGGAAGUGGCUUAUUGAAGUCAACGCAUCCAAUAACGUCGUUGAGCUUGGCAGAUUGAUA
Messenger RNA from Fusarium redolens, 1930 nucleotides. RefSeq lists its product as uncharacterized. Lineage: Eukaryota; Fungi; Ascomycota; Sordariomycetes; Hypocreales; Nectriaceae. The record is from RefSeq and is a predicted model, not a curated record. The coding region runs from base 177 to 1508 and encodes 443 amino acids. Gene Ontology annotation, molecular function: FAD binding. The transcript is spliced from 3 exons.